AUGAACGUUUUUGUCGUUCCAGCGUCUCCCAGGACUGGGCAGGCCACGAUUCGAUUUCUCCUUGAUCAUUCCUCGCAGCCAUCUGUAACAGGGGUCUAUAGAGAUUUGGGAAGGGCCCCGGCUAAAUUCAAGGAUCAUCCUCGAUUCAAGGCCAUCAAGGGUGACCUUGCUGAUGUUGGCAGUCUCAAAUUCGCAGGCGCCGAUGCCGUCGUAACCAUCACGCCUCCACAGCCUUUCGAAGCCAAGCCGAUAACGAGAGCACGGGAGAUGGCUGCCAACGUCAAGUUUGCCAUUAGCAGGGCGGGGUGUUCGGUAAAACGUCUGGUGUAUGUGUCUAGUAUAGGCGCUCACUUGGAGCAUGGGACGGGCGCGAUAAGAACGAAUUACGAGGCAGAACAAGCCCUCAUCGGUGCGGCUCCCGAGGUCAUCUUUAUCCGAUGCGCCUACUUCAUGGAGAAUUGGGUGGCGGCCCUCGAGACCGUGAAGAAUGACCCGCCAUAUUUUUAUUCUGUGCUGUGUCCUGAGGAUUACGCAAUUCCCAUGGUGUCGGUCAAGGACGUUGGCCGAACCUGCGCAAGGGAAGCACUAGCAGCCGGCUCGCCGAUGCGACAUAAUCCCUACAUCUUUGAUUUGCACGGGCCAAAGUCCUACGCAACACAAGAUGUGCACAAUGCGUUCGAAGACAUGAUAUGGAAGAAGGUCGAGGUCAGGUUGGUGGGAGACAAGCAGCUGGAGGAAUUCUUCGCACGACUUUUUCAGCCACCAAUGGCUGGGCUGUUCGUGGAGACGACGAGGAGUUUCUUGCCCGGAGGAAUCGUAGCUGUCUCCCAGAUCCUGAUGGCAUCUAAUGGAGAGAAAGGACAAGUUUCCUCAUCGCCAACGAGCGACGACGAGACAGCACAAGCCGAUGAGGAAGAGCUAGACAUGGACCAUGGAAUUGUCGCAUGGCUUCAAGUCCUUGGAAGCUGGAUUUUGUUUGCCAACACGUGGGGACUGUCAAACUCGUUUGGAGUUUUCCAAGCCUACUACUCAAACAACCUCCUCCCAGACUUCAACCCUUCGACCAUUGCCUGGAUCGGCUCCAUCCAGAUCUUUCUGAUGAUGCUCACCGGCGUCUGUGCAGGCUGGCUUCUCGACGCGGGGUAUCUUCGUUUCAUCCUUAUCUGCGGCACUGCCAUGACAUCUCUCGGUCUGUUCAUGCUGAGCUUGUGCACGAGAUAUUGGCAGAUUCUUCUUGCGCAGGCACUCUGCGUCGGCACGGGCAGUGGGUUGCUUGGGUUGACGUGCGUGGCUGUGAUACCUCUCUACUUUCGCAGGAGGCGGAUGGUCGCGACUGGUAUUGCUGCUACGGGAAGUAGUUUAGCGGGGAUCGUGUAUCCCAUAAUGGAGAGACGCCUCAUCGCCUCUAUUGGCUUUCCUUGGGCUGUUCGAGUGUUCGCAUUCAUCGUCAUGGGAAGUCUCCUGGUGUGUAUCGCCAUCAUGCGUCUUCGACCCAAUCUCAAGAGACGUGGUGCGCUCUUCCGCCUGAAGCACUUCAGCGAUGUUCCCUAUGUUUCGUUCUGUAUCGGCUUCGCUCUGAUGAUCGGCUCCGUCUACGUCCCCUUCUUCUACAUGGACGCGUACGCCAUGCGCCUAGGCGUAGACCAAGACACCUCCUUUUAUAUCCUCAGCGCCAUGAACGCCGCGAGCCUUCUCGGUCGUCUAGCCCCCAACUGGCUCGCCGACAAGUACGGAGGUAUGACCAUAAUGAUCCCUUGCUGCCUCUGUUCCGCUGCCGUACUCUUCCUCUUCCGCUUUGCGAACGAUUUGCCGGGACUGGUUGCGAUAUCAAUCGUGUAUGGCUUUGUCUCGGGCGGCAUGGUAUCGUUGCCGCCGGCUACCAUUGCAAACUUGACGGAUGAAAUAUCAGAAUACGGGACGAGGGUGGGCAUGGGAUAUACCAUCGCGAGUUUUGGUGCGUUGAUUGGAAACCCCAUUGCGGGUGCUGCGCAGCGCCCGCAAGGGAACGGGACGGCAGAUGUGCAGAGGGAGUUCCAGGGGACUUGGAUCUUUGCCGGUGGAUUUAUGCUCGCGGCUUUCACUUCGAUGGAUGCCUACAGAUCUUGGUCCAGUGCCACUUAA
Colletotrichum orchidophilum is the source of this 2121-nucleotide messenger RNA. RefSeq names its product major facilitator superfamily transporter. The transcript has 8 exons. Gene Ontology annotation, biological process: transmembrane transport. Gene Ontology annotation, molecular function: transmembrane transporter activity. NCBI's taxonomy places the organism in Eukaryota, Fungi, Ascomycota, Sordariomycetes, Glomerellales, Glomerellaceae. The record is from RefSeq and is a predicted model, not a curated record. The coding region runs from base 1 to 2121 and encodes 706 amino acids. Gene Ontology annotation, cellular component: fungal-type vacuole membrane.